ACCUUUCCAGGACCGUUUCCCGCCAGUAAAGGUUUAUGCAUUGUCUAUUAAUGUCUAAGUGACUGUGCUCCGCGUUAGCAAUGGGCAUUCUCGGACAAAUUGUGAUUGAAAACUUCAAGUCAUGGCGAGGAAAGCACGUCAUAGGUCCAUUUGUUGGUUUUAACUGUAUUAUUGGGACCAACGGAUCUGGUAAGUCCAAUGUGAUGGACGCCAUAAGCUUCGCCGUAGGGGAGAGAAGGUCUUCUCUCCGUGUGAAGCGCCUCUGUGACCUAAUCCAUGGAGCCCACAUUGGACAGCCAGUGUCAAACAGCACCCGUGUUGCCCUGCUGUACCAAGAUGACAUGGACCGGGAGAUCGUCUUCUGUCGGAGCGUCUCGGGUGACUCCUCCCAAUACCACGUCAGUGGCGUUCAAGUUACUCUCAGCCAAUACACUCAGGAGCUUGCUAAGAUUGGAGUCGUCACCAAAGCUCAAAACUGCCUGGUGUUCCAGGGGGCAGUAGAGUCCAUCGCUCUGAAAAACCCAAAGGAGCGGACAAAGAUGUUUGAGUUCAUCAGUCAGUCCAGUGAGGUUAGUGCAGAGUACAACCAGAAGAAAGAGGCCCUACAGAAGGCCACGGAGGACACACAUUUUCAGUUCAACAAAAAGAAAUCUGCUGCUGUGGAGAGGAAACAGAUGUCUCAAGAGAAAUUAGAGGCCCAGAAGUACCAGGCUCUGGUGGAUGAGCUUCACCAAAAGCGCUUGCAGCUGAGUCUGGCUGAGAUUUAUCAUAACGAGAAGGCCAUCGAGACCACCAGUAAAACUCUGAGUGAAAAACGGGACGCUGCUUCUGCACAGGAAGCUGCUGUGCUGGACUGGGAGCAGAGCAUCAAAACGCAAAAGAAGGAACAUGGAAGCCUUGUCAGAGAGCAGCAGCUUCUGGAGAAAGAGACCGGUGCCCAGGAGCACAUUCUGGCCAAGUCUCAGUCUCAGUUCAUCAAAGCCAAGGUCAGCACCUCCCAUCAACUCAAAAAGAUAGAUGAGCUCAGACAUGGCAUUAAAAAGAGCCAGAAACUCUUGGCUCUGAAGGAGCAGGAAAUUGCUGAGAUCCAGCAGGAUAAAGUGAAUCUGGAGAAGACCUGGAGGAUCUACGAGAGACAAUUUCAGGAACAGAGACUGGCCCAGGGGAUGGACAUUGAGCUGGAUGCGGAGCAGCGGCAGCGCUACAAAGAUCUCAAAGAGCUUGCAAGGAAGCAGAAUGCAGUGCUCAGUCAGCAAGUUGAGAAGCUCCACUGGGAAUUGAAGGCGGAUUACGAGAAGGUGGCGUUUGAUGAGCGCAAAAGGAAGGAAGGGGAGGUUGGCAUCAAGACCAACAAGUCUCAGUUGGAUGAUUUGACCCAUAGAGCAGAGAAGCUGGAGGAUUACACCAAGGCCUGCAAGUCAUCCCUCAGCGAGUUCCAUCAACAGGAAGAAAGUUUGCGAGCAGAUUUGCAGAGUGGCUGCCAGCGCACUGCUCAGGUGAACAUGGAGCUGGCAAAUGUUCUAGAGGAGCUUAGGAAUGCACGCCUGGACAGGCAGGAGAGCAAACACCAGCUGCAACGCAUAGAGAUGCUGGACAAGCUCCGCCGGCUCUUCCCUGAAUCUGUGGUAACAGUGGCAAUAGAAACACACAGAUUAAAAUAUGGCCGCCUGUGUGACUUAUGCAACCCCAUUCAUAAGAAGUACCAGCUGGCUGUUACCAAGGUGUUUGGCCACUACUUGAAGGCCAUUGUGGUGACUACUGAAAAGGUGGCCCGUGACUGCAUCCACUUCCUCAAGGCAGAGCGAGCCAAUCCUGAGACCUUCCUUCCCAUUGACUAUUUGAUUGUCAGUCCCCUGAAUGAGAGGCUGAGGGAGAUACCAGGUGCCAAGAUGGUGGUGGACGUUGUAACCACAAGUGCUCCUCAAUUGAGGAGAGUAGUGCAGUUUGUGUGCGGCAACGCAAUGGUGUGUGAGACUAUUAAAGAGGCUAGGAGCGUCGCUUUCGACAGGAAGGAGCGCCUUAAGACUGUGUCUCUAGACGGGACCCUGUUUGCAAAGUCAGGUGUGAUCUCUGGAGGUUCCAGUGACCUGAGGACCAAAGCUCGCUGCUGGGAUGAGAAGGACGUUACCAAGCUAAUGGAACGAAAGGAACAGCUCACUGCUGAGCUACGUGAUCUGAUGAGGCUCAAGAGGAAGGAGUCAGAGCUGAAUCAGAUCAUUGCUCAGGCUCAGGGUGCUCAGACUCGCCUCAAAUACUCCAAAAGUGAUCUGGAUAACCUCUGGAAGAAGAACAUCCCUAAAUGUCAAGGAGAUAUUUCUCGUCUGGAGAGUGAAUUGGUAAACCUGGACUCUCAGAUCAAAAUGCAGCUGGAGAGUGUGGAAGCAAAGGAAGGGGCCAUAAAGGGCCUGAGAGACCAAAUUGAACAGACAGAAGACUUGGUAUUCUCUGACUUCUGUGCUGACAUCGGUGUGGACAACAUCAGAGUGUAUGAGCUGGGGCAGUUGAAACAGCAGGAGGAACACGACAAGAAGUGCUUGGAGUUUGAGAUCCAGUGUACUCGCUUGAAUGCCAAGCUGGAGUAUGAACAAGAGCAACUGGAGAAGGAAAAGAAGCAGCUUGGUGAAAAGCAGGUGACCAUCAACAAGGAAGAAAGUGUCAUCGCUGAGAAGCAGAAGGAUGAGGAGAAGCUGCUGGAGGCUGUUGAAGAAGGUGACAAAAAACUACAGGAGAUGAAGAAUCAGCUGCUGGCAAAGAAGAGACAGGUAGCAGCCAUUAAAUCGGAGCUGGAUGAGAAAAUCCUGCACCUCAGAGAGAGUAAGAGAGGGUUGCUGAAAUGUCAGCAAGAAGUGAUGUCUGCAGAGAACAGCUUGGAGUACAACCGUUUAACACGACAUAAUUUGCUGUUGGCCUGCAAAAUCCAGGGUCUACCAGUAACUAUGCUGUCAGGCAAUCUGCAUGACAUCAGUGAAGUGCAGCUGGACACAGAAUCUGAAAGUACCUCAGCCACAAUCAACAUAUAUGAGAGAGAGGCCCAGCUCGUUGUCGACUACUCUUGCCUGGAAACCAAGACCAGGGACAUGCCUGCAGAGGAGGUGGAUGGUUAUCUUGAGAAACAGAGGGAGUCUCUUUAUUCCUUAGAGAAAGAGCUGCAUUGCGCCACCACACCCAAUUUAAAAGCUGUGGAAAAGAUGAGAGAGUUGAAGGACAAGCUACAGGAGCUGAAAGAUGCCUUCAAUGCCUGCACCAGAAUCGUUAGGAAGUGCCACCGGGAGUUUGAAGAAGUCAAAGUUAGGCGCUCACAGCUUUUCAACAAGUGCUUCAAUCAUGUGUCUGUUGCAAUUGACCAGAUCUACAAAAGGAUAUGUCGGAACAGCAGCGCUCAGGCCAUUCUGACCCCAGACAAUCCAGAAGAGCCGUAUCUGGGAGGGAUCAACUACAGCUGCGUGGCUCCUGGGAAGCGCUUCAUGUCCAUGGAAAAUCUGUCUGGUGGGGAGAAAGCCAUCGCCGUCCUGGCACUGGUGUUUGCCAUGCAUAGGACAAACGUUCAAGCCUUUGUGGAGGCUGUACUUCCUGAGGGCCCUUUUUUCAGACCUGCUCCAUUCUUAAUUUUGGAUGAGGUGGAUGCUGCCCUUGACAACUCCAACAUUGGGAAGGUGGCCAGCUUCAUCAGGGAGGAGACCAGAGAGAAGAUGCAGCUCAUCAUCAUCUCCUUGAAGGAGGAGUUCUUCUCCAGAGCUGAUGCCCUUCAGGGAGUUUACUCAGAUUUUGAUGGCUGCAUGAACAGUCGCAUCGUGACGCUGGACCUUCGUCCCUACCCUUUGCUGGAAGGCAACAACGGAACACAUGCAGAUGAAGUUGAGAGAGCACCAUCGACUGGAUUUGAAUGAAUCCUCUACUGGUGGUUUCUUUUUUCCAGCUCUUAACAGUUUGCUAACAAUUACUUCAUUUUUUCAUUGAAGUUGGUUACAAUGAAGAGUUUUGAACAGUUCUGAAGUGAUUGAUUCUGUUAGCAGUCUGUGUGUUUGAAUUCACUCGUCAGUGAAAGUUCUGUCAAAUUAACUGUUCGUUGUUGUUUAGUAAUAGAGGGGGCAGUUUUAAACAUACCAUAAUACUAAUUUGCCCUUCACAGCGCACCAUAUUUAUAGGUGCUGCAUGUUUAUAUAGUAUAAUAUUGCAUGUGUUUUAUAUUACGUUUGAAUCCAAGUUAGGCCUUUAACAUGUACUGUAUGCUCGUCAAUUGACUCGUCGGUGUUGACGUUUUUCAAUUGUGUGUUAUGUCUCGAGUUGGCCAUAUGGGGACGCAAAAGAUCAACUGACCGGAUAUACACGUCAUAAAAUUAAAAUAACUUUCUAACA
Molecule: messenger RNA, 4356 nt
Organism: Doryrhamphus excisus (bluestripe pipefish)
Lineage: Eukaryota; Metazoa; Chordata; Actinopteri; Syngnathiformes; Syngnathidae
Source: RefSeq, a predicted model, not a curated record